Trichechus manatus latirostris (Florida manatee) is the source of this 4788-nucleotide messenger RNA. RefSeq names its product multiple EGF like domains 11 (gene MEGF11). The transcript is spliced from 22 exons. Gene Ontology annotation, molecular function: protein binding. NCBI's taxonomy places the organism in Eukaryota, Metazoa, Chordata, Mammalia, Sirenia, Trichechidae. The record is from RefSeq and is a predicted model, not a curated record. The coding region runs from base 24 to 3158 and encodes 1044 amino acids.
UGUUCUCCCGCUCAGGGCCCGGGAUGGCGAUCACCGCAACAGUGCUGAUAUUCUCCUCGCUCCUGCUGAUCGCCAUCUCCCUGAACCCCGAGGACCCCAAUGUGUGCAGCCACUGGGAGAGCUAUGCUGUGACGGUCCAGGAAUCAUAUGCACACCCUUUUGACCAGAUCUACUACACGCGAUGCACGGACAUCCUCAACUGGUUCAAGUGUACCAGACACCGGAUCAGCUAUAAGACGGCGUAUCGGCGAGGCCUGCGGACCAUGUACCGGCGGAGGUCCCAGUGUUGCCCUGGCUACUAUGAGAACGGAGACUUCUGCAUCCCCCUGUGUACGGAAGAGUGCGUGCAUGGCCGAUGCGUUUCCCCGGACACCUGCCACUGUGAGCCCGGCUGGGGAGGGCCCGACUGCUCCAGCGGCUGCGACAGCGACCACUGGGGCCCCCACUGCAGCAACCGCUGCCAGUGCCAGAACGGCGCUCUGUGCAACCCCAUCACAGGCGCCUGUGUGUGCGCCGCAGGCUACCGCGGCUGGCGCUGCGAGGAGCUCUGCGCGCCCGGCACCCACGGCAAGGGUUGCCAGCUGCAGUGCCAGUGCCGCCACGGAGCCAGCUGCGACCCCCGCACCGGAGAGUGUCUCUGCGCGCCGGGCUACACCGGCGUCUACUGCGAGGAGCUGUGCCCACCUGGGAGCCACGGGGCUCAUUGUGAGCUGCGCUGCCCCUGCCAGAAUGGGGGCACCUGCCACCACAUUACUGGCGCGUGUACCUGCCCCCCAGGCUGGACGGGAGCAGUAUGUGCCCAGCCCUGUCCGCCAGGGACGUUCGGCCAGAACUGCAGCCAGGACUGUCCUUGUCACCAUGGAGGACAAUGUGACCAUGUGACAGGGCAGUGCCACUGCACAGCCGGAUACAUGGGAGACAGGUGCCAGGAAGAGUGCCCCUUCGGGACCUUCGGCUUCCAGUGCUCCCAGCGCUGUGACUGCCACAACGGGGGCCAGUGCUCGCCCACCUCAGGCGCCUGCGAGUGUGAGCUGGGCUACAAGGGCCCGAGCUGCCAGGAGCGGCUGUGCCCUGAGGGCCUGCACGGCCCAGGCUGCACCUUGCCCUGCCCCUGUGAUGCCGACAACACCAUCAGCUGCCACCCAGUAACCGGAGCUUGCACCUGCCAGCCGGGCUGGUCUGGCGGCCACUGCAACGAGUCCUGCCCUGCUGGCUACUACGGCGAGGGCUGCCGGCUGCCUUGCUCCUGCCUGAACGGCGCAGACUGCCACAGCAUCUCUGGGGGCUGCGCUUGUGCCCCGGGCUUCAUGGGAGAGGUCUGCGCAGUGCCCUGUCCAGCAGGGACCUACGGCUCCAACUGCUCAUCCGUCUGUAGCUGUAGCAACGGUGGCACCUGCUCCCCAAUAGAUGGCUCCUGUGCCUGCAAGGAAGGGUGGCAGGGCCUCGACUGUGCCCUGCCGUGUCCCAGCGGGUCGUGGGGCCUGAACUGCAACAAGAGCUGCACCUGUGCCAACGGGGCAGCCUGCAGCCCUGCAGACGGCACGUGCUCCUGCCCCCCCGGCUGGCUGGGAGACACCUGCGGCCUGCCCUGCCCGGAUGGCACUUUUGGGCUGAACUGCAGUAAGCGCUGUGACUGCAGCCAUGCUGACGGCUGUGAUCCUGUCACAGGCCACUGCUGCUGCCUGGCCGGAUGGACAGGCAUCCGCUGCGACAGCACAUGUCCACCUGGUCGCUGGGGCCCCAACUGCUCUGUCUCCUGCAGCUGCGAGAACGGGGGCUCCUGCUCCCCAGAGAAUGGGAGCUGCGAGUGUACCCCUGGCUUCCGGGGACCUUUAUGCCAGAGAAUCUGCCCCCCUGGGUUCUAUGGCCACAGCUGUGCCCAGCCCUGCCCCCUCUGCGUGCACAGCAGCGGGCCCUGUCACCACAUCAGCGGCGUCUGUGAGUGCCUCCCUGGAUUCUCAGGAGCCCUCUGCAACCAAGUGUGUGCUGGAGGGCACUUUGGGCAAGACUGUGCCCAGCUCUGCUCCUGUGCCAACAACGGGACCUGCAGCCCCAUUGACGGCUCCUGCCAGUGCUUCCCUGGAUGGAUUGGGAAGGACUGCUCACAGGCCUGCCCACCCGGAUUCUGGGGCCCCGCCUGCUUCCACACAUGCAGCUGCCACAACGGGGCGAGCUGCGGCGCCGAGGACGGGGCCUGCCACUGCACCCCGGGCUGGACUGGACUCUUCUGCACCCAGCGCUGCCCAGCGGCGUUUUACGGGAAGGACUGUGGGCGCGUGUGCCAGUGUCAGAAUGGCGCCAGCUGUGACCACAUCAGCGGCAAGUGUACCUGCCGCACGGGCUUCACCGGCCGCCAUUGCGAGCAGAGGUGUGCGCCAGGAACCUUUGGCUACGGGUGUCAGCAACUAUGUGAGUGCAUGAACAAUGCCACCUGUGACCACGUCACUGGCACCUGUUACUGCAGCCCUGGAUUCAAAGGCAUCAGAUGUGACCAAGCUGCCCUCAUGAUGGAGGAGCUGAAUCCCUACACCAAGAUCAGCCCAGCGCUGGGUGCAGAGCGGCACUCAGUGGGUGCUGUCACGGGCAUCGUCCUCCUGUUGUUCCUCCUUGUGGUGCUGCUGGGCCUGUUCGCCUGGCGCCGGCGGCGGCAGAAAGAGAAGGGCCGUGAGCUGGCUCCCCGUGUGUCUUACACACCCGCCAUGAGGAUGACCAGCACUGACUACUCCCUCUCAGGUGCUUGUGGAAUGGAUAGACGUCAGAACACAUACAUUAUGGACAAAGGCUUCAAAGAUUACAUGAAAGAAUCCGUGUGCAGUUCUAGCACUUGUUCCUUGAAUAGCAGCGAAAACCCUUACGCCACAAUUAAGGACCCGCCCAUCCUCACCUGCAAGCUUCCAGAAAGCAGCUAUGUAGAAAUGGAGUCACCUGUGCACAGGGGGUCUCCGUACACAGAUGUGCCAUCCUUGUCGACAUCUAAUAAAAAUACAUACGAAGUUGAGCCCACAAUCAGUGUGGUCCAAGAAAGCCGCAGUUGUAACUCCAGCUAUAUCCAGAAUCCAUACGACCUCCAUAACAACAGCGAUAUUCCUGGUCAUUAUGACCUCCUCCCAGUAAGACAGAGCCCUGCCAAUGGGCCCUCCCGGGACAAGCACUCUUAAAGAGGGAUAAGCUUCCCUCUUGCAAUGUAUUCUGCUGAAUAUUCUCUGACUCUCUGAAAGAAGACAAUCCUCUGACUUGAAAUAAUGGUAUAGACUCCAACUGCAUGUUAGUUGUUACUUUCACCUGGAACUAAAGAAGAGUUUCCAAGUGGGACUGGGGUAAUCGUUCAAAGAAAUCUGUUCACAAAGGCAAACCCUAUCACCUACCAACCCCAGACCCCAGAUGCCCUGGAUUAUGGUUUCUAAAACAUUAAAGGUACAACUACUUAUCAACAUCAGCUAAAUAUAUAUAUAAUUAUCUGAAAUAUGAUGCUUAGAAAGCAUGUAGGUUUUACAAACCUUCCUAGGGGGAAAGGGGGACUGGGGAAGGGACAGAAUUACUUUACAGCACCUGAAAAGUAUAUGUACUUUUGGUUGCUAUUACCAUCAACAUCUGUUUUAUGACCUAAAAUAAUCAGUACCUAGACAUGAGCUAUGCUAAUAUCAAUACUUAAUUUACCUGUGCAUAUAUGUCUGCUCCAUCAGAUUGUAAUGGCCAAGACUACAGAGUUCAGUAUAUAGUCUAAUGCUGACAACUUCAAUUUUUACAAAUAAGACUUCAAUAAAUAUAAAUUAACUUUUUCUCUUCACCACUGUUUUGGUAAUAGGCAAAAAAAAAAAAAAUGUUUCCAAAGCAGCAGUUUCUAUCUACAAUAAUGAUUUCUAGGCCAGCUUUAUCAAAUCCCGCCAAUUCAAAGGUCAAGAACAUCGCAAGUCAGCCCUGGCCUUGUCUGAUCUCUUUAAUCCACCCACCACCUGAGUCAUGCCAUGUGCAAUAGAGCACUGAGACAAUGCUUUAUGUAAGCACUCACAGACUGAUAAGAAUUAAGUAUCAAACAGCUACUUGGCCUCCCCAGUUUAUCAGGAUGGCAUUCCUUGACUCGGAAGAGUACUUGUUUUCAAGCAGUUCUUCGUAAAUCUUGAGCUUCACAUAGUAUGGAAACUGAAACUAUAGAGGAUGAGACAGAUGUGGAUACAGCGAGUUUAAGUCGCUUAAAGUACAUUAUGCUUUUUAAUAGAACUAAAUGAAAUUAUCAAACAAAGAAUGGACUGUAACCAGUUGUAAUGUGAUGUAAAAACUUAAUAGUAAACAAACAGAUCUAAGGAUAUCAAGUGCUUCUACCUUAUACCUUAAAAUCACCACCUACUGAGAUGGUCGAAAAUGUAUCACAAUGAGUUAAUGCUCCAGAUCCCAGCAUUCAGAUGUGUCUAUACUUUCCGCUACAUAUGGACACAGGUAAACUGUGGCUCAGACGAGUCAAAAUGGAUUCAAUCCCCCAGCCCUAAAGAGGACCUCUUCACAAAAAUUAAAGACCAAAAGAAGGGCAAACCAAGGAAGCUAGUGACCACCUCUGUACCACUCCAUUCUCUGACACCAGUCCAACCAGUAAAAAGUACUUCCAAAAAGGUAUACGGGAGAGGAACUAAAUGACUGCAAAGCUAGACUAGCUGCUACAGGAACUAUGGGAGUUGUGAAGCCCUUGAGAUAAAUUGGAAGUCUGCCAUGGAACCCAUUAGGUUGCGUAAAAACAAAAAAAACCAAAAAACCAAACCCGUUGCCAUCAAGUUGAUUCUGUCGAUUCUGACUCAU